UACCUCUUUGGAAUACAAGGGACUAACCAACCCAAAUGAGCAUAGCUUUCUUAGUGAUCUAGUUGCACAGAACCGUUCCUCUUCACCUACUGUUAGUCCUUUCAAUAAAAACAGAAACCUUAUUAAUCAUAAAAAAUGCAGACCUCACUUCUUCAUGAGCUAAUUGUUGGAACUCCAAUCCUCUCAGCAACAUAUGAUCAGCUUCAAAAGUCAGUUAACAGAUACUUACCUGAUCCUGCCACUCAAUGUCAAUAUUCAACCACAACAUCAAAGCAAAGUAGAGUAUAUUCGAAAAUGAACAGGCUUGGAAAGAAGGCCGAUAGUCUUUCAGGAGGAGUACAAGAACAUGUGAGAUUAGGGACAAAUAUAUCUGAAACUAUUAAGAGGAAGUUUAGCUUAGGAGCUCGCAUUCUUCAAGUGGGUGGAGUGGAGAAAGUCUUUAAGCAAUAUUUUAAUGUGAGAGAAGGGGAGAGGCUGCUGAAAGUUUCCCAGUGCUAUCUGUCCACCACAUCUGGCCCUCUAGCAGGUCUCCUCUUCAUCUCCACUGAAAAGGUUGCCUUCUGCAGUGAGAGAUCAAUGAAAGUCUUUAAUCAGAAAGGCCAAAUGUGUAGGAUCCGUUAUAAGGUUGUCAUUCCACUGAAGAAGAUCAAGUGUGUGAACCAAAGUGAAAAUGUUCAGAAACCAAGACAGAAGUACAUAGAGAUAGUCACAGUGGACAAUUUUGAUUUCUGGUUUAUGGGUGUCUUAAAAUAUCAUAAAACUUUUAAAUAUCUUGAGGAGGCAGUUUCUCAAGCUUAGAUGAGUAUCAAAAUCCACCGUUUGGGCUCCAAGGUUAAUUGUGUCAGGAUAAACAUCAAGAUACAAGAGAUGAUCAGAAACAAAAACAAGAGAGACUUCACUUCAUCGCAUAUGCAUCCUGUUGGUCAAAACAUCUCAUGGGACUUUGGCUUUCCACCCAAUAUUGAGCUGUGAUAGUGGAUGGAUGUGGUUCAUAUUAGAUGAGCUGCAGACUUUGCUGCCAGCAUAUUGUGGAUAAGCAUUGUGAAUGCAAGAGUUCAUCAUUUGGUGCCUGCUUUGUUGCAGAAUCUAUGCCAUAUGUAUUCAGUGGCUGGCAAUGCUAAGGACCAUAUUGCUUUUGCAGAAGAUUACCAUCCAGGGACAGCCCUAUGUUAAAGCUCUAUGAAGGGAGAUUGUGGUUAUGGUAGAACACAAGUUUGAAGGAAAAAUAAAUAGAAAAGGAGGGAAAAAAAUUGAUAUAGGAUCCGAAGAACAAGGAAGUCCAACUUCAGAAGAGAUAAUGUGUGUAGAUAUUCUGGAAGCUUUUGCUGCCCAACUAUAGAAAUUUCAGGCUCAAUCACUUAUGGAUUUAUUAUGUAAAAGUUUUCAAGAACCAGACUUUGUAUUUCAGAUUGUAUUCAUACCA
Molecule: messenger RNA, 1423 nt
Organism: Gastrolobium bilobum
Lineage: Eukaryota; Viridiplantae; Streptophyta; Magnoliopsida; Fabales; Fabaceae
Product: GEM-like protein 4
Exons: 4
Coding region: 136-798 (220 amino acids)
Source: RefSeq, a predicted model, not a curated record